This is a messenger RNA of Cololabis saira (Pacific saury), 3905 nucleotides long. RefSeq names its product RNA binding motif protein 10 (gene rbm10). Gene Ontology annotation, cellular component: nucleus. The record is from RefSeq and is a predicted model, not a curated record. The transcript is spliced from 23 exons. Bases 171 to 2987 code for a protein of 938 amino acids. Lineage: Eukaryota; Metazoa; Chordata; Actinopteri; Beloniformes; Belonidae. Gene Ontology annotation, biological process: mRNA splicing, via spliceosome. Gene Ontology annotation, molecular function: RNA binding.
UGCCAUGUACUACUGUGGCCAUUUUACACUUGGUUCACUGGAAAUAAAAAAAAACACACAAAAAAGCCCCUCUUGCCGUUUAUUUAACUUGUAAUUUCAGGAAAGGUUGCUGGCUGGCAUAUGGGUUGCAGAAAAAGGACAAAAGCUUGAAUCAGAAUCACUUUGUCGGCAUGGACUAUGAGCGGAGGGGUGGGCGAGGUGAUCGCAUGGGUCGUUAUGGCAACACUCACGGUGAUCACAACUUUCGAGACAUGGACUACCGCGCCUAUGGACAAGACGAUGAAGGGGCAGAAACAGGACACAACGUCAGAGUGGAGGAGGACAGAUUAUACAACAGUGAUGAGCAGUCACUGAAUGUCCAUGGGUUCUCACCAGGUUUUCACCACAAUCGUCCAGGCUUUCAGCGCAGAAGGGGUGGAAGAGGGACGGUUGGCCGUGAGGGAAAAGGACUCCUCUGGCCACCUUGCCCUCAGUUGCACCCUGAUCUUUCUCAUCCCGUCCUGCAGAGGGAGGAGGACGAAUCUGGACUGGAUUUUGAACAGUUGCAGACUGGUCUACCGGAAGUGGGCCGGGGGAAAAGAGGAAGAGGUUUUCUAGAAAACAGUGCCCCACACUCAGGAAGUAGGGAAGACAGCUGGCAUCAUGUUGGUGCCCAUUCUGAGCAUAUGGAAUUUGGUCUGGGUAGACAGAGAGAAGAGGACAAAUUCUCCCAUGGAGCCGGACAGAGGAGGACUUUUCCAGUGAGGGAAGAAGAGCAAGGAAGCGCAGAGAUGUCCAUUGAUGAAUUGGAUCCGAAUGACCAGGACUACCGUGGAGAUUUGGACCACAACCAGAAACCCAGCAACAUCAUCAUGCUUCGCAUGCUGCCACCCAAUGCCACCUCUAAUGAGAUCCGGUCCAAACUUCACGAACAGGGGAUCCAGCCAAGAGAGGUUCGCCAUAUGAGGAACAAAUCUUCAGGUCAGAGCCGAGGAUUCGCCUUCGUCGAGUUUAAUCUCAUACAGGAGGCCACCUGCUGGAUGGAGACCAACCAGGGAGUGGUGUUGAUUCUGGGGCAGAGAGUGUCCAUGCACUACAGCAACCCCAAACCACGUGCCAACGAGGACUGGCUCUGCAACAAGUGUGGUGUGCAAAACUUUAAAAGGAGAGAGAAAUGCUUCAAAUGCAGUGUGGCUAAAUCAGAGGCUGAGCUGAAGUUGCCACAGUUGCAGAAGGAUAUGGCUGCUGGCCUUCAGAAGGAAGGAGCCCAAGGUUUACUCCCCUUGCCAGCACCCUACCACUCCUCUGGAGCUAGUGUCACCCCAGGGCAGCCUACACAUCAGGCAGACGUUGCCAAUGACACUCUGAUACUCAGAAACCUUGGUCCUCAUACCUCAGUGGAAGCCAUUUUGUCUGCGUUGGCUCCGUUCGCCACCCUUGCCCCUUCAAAUAUUCGCUUGAUUAAGGACAAACACACACACCUCAAUAGGGGCUUUGCCUUUCUGCAACUUUCUACAAUAGUGGAGGCAUCUCAGCUGCUCCAGAUUCUGCAGGCGCUUCAGCCGCCUCUCUCUAUAGAGGGUAAAGCUAUUGUAGUAGAGUUCGCCAAAGGCUCCAAACGUGAUGCUUUUGUGGCGGAUGGUACCAGAGUGAGUGCCGCUACUGUGGCCAGCACUGCUAUAGCUGCUGCACAGUGGGCUGUCUCACAGAAUGCUGCGAAGGGAUCUAGUGGAGGACAGACUGUAGAUGCAACUCUAUAUCAGCAGGGGGCAGCAGUAAGCUACAGUCAGGACGGGAUUGAGUACGCUGGGCCAGACGGUACAACUUUCAAGGCCCAGGGAGAAGCUGGGGUUUCUUCUUUGCCAAGUGGAGGAGCAUCCCUGAAUGGGGCGUACAUAGCACCAGCCAUUAUUUCCUCUGAGGCAGUGAAAUCUGGUUCAGCAGCCAUGCAGCAGGCUCUCGCGCAUAAACAUGCUGCACUCGCCACCACAGUUGCCACCACACCAGCCACGCAGGUUGAGAUAGUUGGAAAACCACAGCCAGCUGCUCCAAGUCAACCUGCCACUCCAGGCACUGAACAUGAGCUCAAGGAGUACCCUUUGCCAGACGUGUCAACAUACCACUAUGAUGAGAGUUCUGGCUACUAUUACGACCCCUUCACGGGACUCUACUACGACCCAAAUUCCCAGUACUAUUACAACCCUCACACGCAGCAGUUCAUGUACUGGGAUGGGGAGAAACGCGCCUACAUUCCUGCUGCCAGUCAGUCAGACAUCGAAGGUUCUCCAACGAGAGACAGUGCUGCAUCUUCAGACUCGACAAUUUCCACCCCUGGAAGUCGGGAGAAAAAAGACAAACCGAAGAAUAAAACUGCUCAACAGAUUGCCAAAGAUAUGGAACGUUGGGCAAAGAGUCUCAAUAGACAAAAGGAGAACAUGCGCUCCGUUUCUUCGUCCUCCGCUGUCGGCUCUACGGCACUCCCACCGGGAUACACUCGGGCACCGGGUCACAGUCGCCUUGAUGACCAAAGAGAGUCUGCAAGUGCUGAUGCGGGCUAUGCUGUUCUGGAGAAAAAGGGUGCCCUGUCUGAAAGACCUCAGAGUUUUCUGGAACAGCUCCGACAAAGUAGAGAACCAUCGCCUCCUAAGCAGCUCGGUCUAGUUCCAGCCUACAGUGCCGAAAGUGACAGUGAAGAGGAAGGAGGAGAGAAAGAUGAGAAAGAAGGGAAGAUGACGGACUGGGUUAAGCUUGCGUGCCUUCUUUGUAGGAGGCAGUUCCCAAGCAAGGAGGCCCUCAUCAGACAUCAGCAGCUCUCUGAACUACAUAAGCAAAACUUGGAGCAGAGAAGAAAUCAGGUGGACACUGCAGGCAAAGAGAGACAAGUGGAUGAAUUUGAAUCUCCGGAUCCCAAAAAGCGAAAGUUUAGCCCAGGCUCUAGUCUUGGUGAAAGGAUGCUGCAGGCAGGUGUGAAAAGGGGUCUUCUUCUGCGCAACAUGCAAGUGGAGUGAAUCCUCACCCUUAAAAUACCCGACCCCAAAAGGACAGAGCCCAGUGUGCAACUCUUCACCAUGAACAUCCUGUAUAUCUAUAUAAAAUCCUUUUUUAUUUUGCGUGGACAUUAUAAUUACCUCAACACUUAUAAAACUUGGUAAUAAUCUCACAAACUGAACCUGUAGCAGCAGAUGUCAGAAUAUUGCACAGAUUGCACCUUUUUGCUUGCUUCCCGAAUGAUGCAGUUUGGAGUUCUCACUUUCUUCAGAGCUUCUGUGUGAUAUUUCUUUCCAGGUUUUAUGUUCAUAGGGAGACAUUUGCUUAUAGAAAAUGAGUGAUUAGUACAGAUCUUUAUGGCAGCAAAUGAGAAUUAUUUUUGUCUAUGCACCAUAGACAGUUUUCCUUUUCUUUUUUUGUAUUUGUAAGUUAAUGUACCGGUAUGUCUUGACAUUCAUUGAAUGUCUGUUUUAAGUAUGAACUGCAGAUUGAGAACUUUUGUACAACAGUUCGGACUAAGACUGUGGCCUCCUGAACUGGACAAGAUGACAUUACCAUUAGUUUAUAGAUGAAAAGUGUCUUCAUCAUACUGCAGAAAUGAAUUAACUGCGUAAAAUGUGUUUAACUUUGGAAUUGUUUUUAAGUCCAUUAAUGUGACAGUUUCAUGAAGCUGAUGUAAAUGAACUCAAAUUAACACAUUUCUGUCUACUUUCAUUAGUCUUGUAUAUACAAGGAAGUAAACAGGAGCUACUGUUUCAACAUUUUAAAUGGAAAUUUACAAAGCUUUGUGUAUUUAUUUUUCUCAGAAAAAAAAGAGGAAUAUAAUGCAACUGUUGAAACAAGUUCUCUAGUCUACUGCAACAUCCUGAACAAAAAAAAUAUACCCCAGCUCUCUUGUCUGUCUUGACCCAAGUGGGGUUGCCAUGGCAACGCCAUAC